Lipotes vexillifer (Yangtze River dolphin) is the source of this 1062-nucleotide messenger RNA. It is a transcript of the gene CDC42EP4, whose product is annotated as CDC42 effector protein 4. The transcript has a single exon. The coding region runs from base 1 to 1062 and encodes 353 amino acids. Gene Ontology annotation, cellular component: plasma membrane; cytoplasm; cytoskeleton. The record is from RefSeq and is a predicted model, not a curated record. NCBI's taxonomy places the organism in Eukaryota, Metazoa, Chordata, Mammalia, Artiodactyla, Lipotidae. Gene Ontology annotation, molecular function: small GTPase binding. Gene Ontology annotation, biological process: Rho protein signal transduction; positive regulation of pseudopodium assembly; regulation of cell shape.
AUGCCGAUCCUCAAGCAGCUGGUGUCCAGCUCCGUGCACUCCAAGCGCCGCUCCCGAGUGGACCUCACGGCCGAGAUGAUCAGUGCCCCGCUGGGCGACUUCCGCCACACCAUGCACGUGGGCCGGGCGGGGGACGCCUUUGGGGACACCUCCUUCCUCAACAGCAAGGCUGGGGAGCUGGACAGUGAGUCCGUGGACGAGCAGGCCGCCGCCUCCUCCAAGCGCGGCCUCCUGUCCCGGAAGUUCCGGGGCAGCAAGCGGUCGCAGUCAGUGAGCAGGGGCGACCGGGAUCACAGGGACGUGCUGGGCCCCCUGCGGGACUCGGCCCUCUUCGUCAAGAACGCCAUGUCCCUGCCUCAGCUGAACGAGAAGGAGGCCGCCGAGAAGGGCUCCAGCAAGCUGCCCAAGAGCCUGUCCUCCAGCCCCGUGAGGAAGGCCACGGGGGAGGGCGGCCCGGAGGAGGCGGGGCCUCGGCGGAAUGGGGCCUCCGCCCCCCACUCCCCAGACCCCCUCCUCGACGAGCAGGCCUUCGGGGACCUGGCGGAUCUGCCCGUGGUGCCCAAGGCCAGCUUUGGGCUGAAGCACGCCGAGUCCAUCAUGUCCUUCCACAUCGACCUGGGGCCCUCCAUGCUGGGCGACGUCCUCAGCAUCAUGGACAAGGGGGAGUGGGAACCGGAGGAGGAGGGGGAGGCCGGUUGCCAUGGUGACGAGGACCCAGCAGGCGGCCCCACCCAGGCUGCCCCGCCUCCGCCGCCGGCGGCAGCCCUUCCCCCGGCAAGGCCGGAAGGAGCGGGGGGCCCGGACCUACCCGCGCUGCCCUCGCGCGCGCUGCCGGAGGAGGGCUGGGCCGCGGGGGCCCCCAGCCCCGGCUCGGCCCGCAGCGGGGGCAGCAGCCACACCACGCGGGACAGCAGCUCCCUGUCGAGCUGCGCCUCGGGGGUCCUGGAGGAGCGCAGCCCCGCCUUCCGGGGGCCGGGCCGGGCCCGGGCCGCGCUGCCGACGCAGCCGGACCCCGAGUUCUCCUUCAUGGACGAGGAGGAGGACGACGAGAUCCGAGUGUGA